AUGACUGACCAACAGUCUUUUAGAACUCGGUUGGCCACGUUCAUUGAGUUUUUGGACCCUAUCGCAUCGACUGUCCAAUCCUACAGCCAGCCCUCGAAACAAUUCAUCAAACAGAAAUUAACCAAUGGUAAACAGAAGCUCCAGUUUAGAGAUCAGGAAAUUUCGCCUCAGUUGGCCAAUUUCAAGCAGAAGACGUUGAAGAAGUUAAAAACUAUUGAUAAGCCCUUACAAUCAAUUUUCUUUCAAAAUAGCUCAACACUUGAAAAAUCGUUUUAUCCAUUCACUUUGUUCAAUAUAUUCCUGAUCGGGUUCCUCAUCGGUAGGUACCCUCAAUAUUUCCACAUUUACUACACUGCUAUGCUAUGUUUGUUGAUGCCGGUGCGAUUUUACACUUACUACAAGACGAAUAAUCAUUACUUCCUGGCAGAUUUAUGUUAUUUCGUUAAUGCGAUGUGCUUGUUAUUUAUUUGGGUACUGCCAUCAUCUACACAUUUGUACCAGUCAUGUUUUGCCUUCACUUUUGGUACUUUGUCCUUCGCCAUAAUCACGUGGCGGAACUCUCUUGUCAUUCAUUCGGUGGAUAAAAUCACAUCCUGUUUCAUCCAUAUCAUGCCUCCAUUGACAUUGUAUUGCAUAACGCAUGCAAUCACUGAACAAUUCAAAUUGCAAAGAUUCCCAGCUGCUGCAAUGAAAAAUUCCAAAUCUUGGAAUUUGAAGACUAAUGUGUUCUACACUUCGAUUUACUAUCUAAUAUGGCAAUCGUUGUACCAUUACUUUAUCACUUUGAGAAAGAAGCAAAAGAUCAAAUCAGGGCAGCGAAUGACUAGUUUCGAGUAUUUGACCUCUCAUCAGUAUAAGAACUCAUGGGUUGUUAAGUUACCACCACCACAACCGAUGAUACUUUACACAUUAUUCCAAUACUGUUACCAGUUGGUGACUAUGAUCCUUUGUGUGAUAUGGCUCAACAAUAGUAUUGCAGCUGCUGGCUUCCUGAUAUUCAUCUUCCUUCAUGCGGCAAAGAACGGUGCUAGUUAUUAUGUCGAUUAUUACGGUAAGAAGUUUGAGAAAGAGGUUGACAAAUUGAGAAUUCAAGUAGAAACGUUGGAGAAACAAUUGAGCAAUAAAGGCUCUAGCUCCUCAGUAGCACUGGAUGAAUCGGAUUCCGCCAGUAUUGCUUCGAAUCAAAGCGAUGAGUUAACAUGGGAGAUGAAAAUUCCAACCACCUAA
This is a messenger RNA of Kluyveromyces lactis, 1227 nucleotides long. RefSeq names its product glycerophosphocholine acyltransferase (gene GPC1). The record is from RefSeq and is a predicted model, not a curated record. NCBI's taxonomy places the organism in Eukaryota, Fungi, Ascomycota, Saccharomycetes, Saccharomycetales, Saccharomycetaceae. Gene Ontology annotation, biological process: phosphatidylcholine biosynthetic process. The transcript has a single exon. The coding region runs from base 1 to 1227 and encodes 408 amino acids.